Triplophysa rosa is the source of this 4617-nucleotide messenger RNA. It is a transcript of the gene sema4ga, whose product is annotated as sema domain, immunoglobulin domain (Ig), transmembrane domain (TM) and short cytoplasmic domain, (semaphorin) 4Ga. The coding region runs from base 381 to 2978 and encodes 865 amino acids. Lineage: Eukaryota; Metazoa; Chordata; Actinopteri; Cypriniformes; Nemacheilidae. The record is from RefSeq and is a predicted model, not a curated record. Gene Ontology annotation, molecular function: semaphorin receptor binding; chemorepellent activity. Gene Ontology annotation, biological process: semaphorin-plexin signaling pathway; negative regulation of axon extension involved in axon guidance; neural crest cell migration. The transcript is spliced from 15 exons.
GCGCGCGCGUAUGUUUGUGGUUGUCAGUUCGUUCAGAUGUGAUUCAGAAGUGGAGCUGCGCACGAGGGCUGUACCUGUGACGAGGCUCGUGAGCAGAGAGGACUAACUUAUCACUAUCACUGUAGAUGUACGUCUCAGGCAGCUCUAUCUCUCCCUACGUGUCCACACAUAAACUUAUAACGGAGGUUUCCGGGAUUUCGCACGAUUUGUGACGAACGGCUUUACCAUUGGACCCUUAAGGGAGAGAAGUGAAGAAGCGUUACGCUUGUGCAUACCGCAGGAGGGGGUCUCAAGCGACAGCGUGGGUGACUUUCUGCUCCCUUGAGGUGGGGGGGUGGGUGACGGACCCGGUGUACUCACCCCUCCUGGAUAUACUAUUGAUGCUGAAGAUGUUGAAACACAGCGCAGGGUUGCUUAUCCUGCUAUUUCUGUGUAUUGUGUCCACUCUGUGGGGUUAUCCCUUUAGACCCCCACUAGACCUGGAUGUGACCCCCAGAACAACAGUUCUCCUUAAUGGGCUGUUGGGCUGCAAGCGUUUCAGAGGCUUGACACUGAACUACAGUUUAUUAAUGUUGGAGGAGGAUGCAGACGUGCUGUACGUGGGAGCUAGAGGGGCUUUAUAUGCACUGCAGGCUAGUGACAUCUCCAGCAGCUCUCUACAGAUGAUUGACUGGGAGGCAUCAGACGAUCAGAAGCAUCAAUGUUUUAACAAAGGGAAAGAUAACAAGACCGAGUGCUACAACCAUAUACGAUUCUUACAGAAGUUUAACAGCACACACUUGUACACUUGUGGUACACACGCUUUCAGCCCUCUGUGUGCAUACAUCGAUGGGAGAGAGUUCAAGAUUUCGUCUGUCUUCGAGGAGGGGCGAGAGAAAUGCCCAUAUGACCCCACCAAAAGCUACACUGGCCUGCUGAUUGAUCAACAGAUGUACACAGCAUCUCAGUAUGAGUUCAGGAGUUAUCCAGAUAUCCGACGCAACUCUCCGAGUCCCACACUGAAAACAGAAGAGGCUCCCACUCAGUGGCUACAGGAGGCUGAUUUUGUGGGCUCAGCGCUGGUGAGGGAGAGUGUGAGCAGCUCGGUGGGAGAGGAUGACAAGAUCUACUUCUUCUUCACGGAGAAGAGCCAAGAGCUCAGUCCAUACUUCAGCCACAGCAGAGUAGCACGGGUCGCCCGCGUGUGCAAGAGCGACAGAGGAGGUCUUCUCACCCUACAGAAGAAGUGGACCUCCUUUCUGAAGGCACGACUCGUGUGUUCUUUACCCGACUAUGACUUUCACUUCAAUGUGCUGAGGAGUGUGUUUCUACUGGAAGGUGCUAGCCCUCAGGACUCUGUUCUCUAUGGCAUCUUUGGCUUAGAAUGGAAAAACGUUAAAGGUUCUGCUAUUUGCCAGUACUCCAUUUCGGACAUCCAGUGGGCCUUCGAAGGACCUUACAUGGAGAGCAAGGAGGAUUCAAACUCCAAGUGGACCCAGUACACGGGGAAGGUGCCGGAUCCGCGUCCUGGCUCGUGCAUCACAGAUCAACUUAGAGCAAUAGGCAUCAACUCAUCCACCAACCUGCCAGAUGAUGUUCUUCACUUCGUCCGUCGCCAUCCGCUCAUGUACAGGCAGAUCCUUCCGCAAGGACAACGCCCCCUGCUGUUCAGGAGGAAUGUGGACUACACUAAAAUUGCCAUACACAGAGUGACUGCUUUAGAUGGUCAAAUAUACCACAUGAUCUUCAUUGGGACAGAUGAAGGAUGGCUUCAGCGGGCUGUGAGGGUUAAUGAUCAACUCCACAUCAUUGAAGAACUGCAGUUGUUUGAGGAACCACAGCCAGUGUACAGCAUAGUCAUCUCUGAGAAACAGAUGAGCGUGUAUGUGGGUUCGCCCACCUCAGUGGUACAGCUGCCCUUAUCCACAUGCAAAAAAUAUUCCUCCUGCUUCGAAUGUGUGAUGGCGCGAGACCCCUUCUGUGCUUGGGAUGGACUGGAGUGCGUGGAGAUUACAUCGCACAACAUCAGAGCCAAUCUGAAGCAGGACAUUCUGAAUGGAAACAGGGGAUGUGAUGAAUCGGCAGCAGAUGACCAAGUGUUACACCGUUCUCGCUCUGUAAUGGCGGGCGAUGAUGUGCUGCUUCAGUGUGAGCUGAGCUCCAACCUGGCAACCCCUGAGUGGACGCUGGAUGGAAAGAAACUGCUGGGUUAUGGGCUAGUCUCCGGCUACCGCUUUGGCACAGACGGCCUUCUUGUCAUCGAGGCACGACCCUACCAGAGCGGUAACUACUGCUGCUUCGCCCGGGAGAACGGCCUUCAUGUCCCCGUGGUGAUCUACAGCUUGACCGUUCGCCAGGAUCUGCCUCCACCUCCACCUGUAGACCUGACGCAUCCACCAGCGAUCUUCUGGACAUCCCAGACUUCCCAUAGUGACUCCAUUGAGGACUUCCAUCCUACCCCACUGUCUCCUAGCUUUGAGUUCUUGUCUCUAAGAAACAUGGAGGCCAUGUAUCUUUCCCUAAUCAUAAUAUUAGGAGGAUUGUGUCUUGUUCUGACAGUGGUCCUUCUUUACGUCGGAUUCUGUUUACAAGGACGGAAGGGUAAAUACUCUCUGCGAGCCGCUGCUCGCGCCGAAAGGAAGAGAGGUGCCAACAUGGAGCUGAAGACCAUCUCUAGCCACUGCAAUGGCAAAGCUGAUGCUCAUGAUGGUCUGCUGCAAAUCGUUCCUGGAGAAGCUCCAACCUCGCCCAAUAAAGAUCUCCCUCCCGCUCCACCUCUCCCGCCACCUCCUUCAGAGUCAGAGUAUGGAAUCGGGAUCUCUGCCACCCUGCCCAGCGUCCUGCGCAAGAUGAACGGCAACAGUUACAUGUUACUCAGGCAGACCGACGUAGAAACCACGUCUCCUCUCUAUUACUCCUUCACAGAGGAACUCAACAGGAUCCUGGAGAAGAGGAAGCACACGCAGCUAUGCAGUAAACCCGAUGAGAGCUCGGUGUGAACAGAAAAUGCAGACUGACUUUUACGGGAUGCUAAUGAUCGGAUGCCUUUUAUUGGAAGAUAAACAAAGCGUCUCUAUUCUUUUAAAAGGAACAAUUGCUUCUGCGUUUACAUUUCAUAUGUUGAGCUUUUGACUUUCAGCACACUACGGAAUAUCCACUGGUCGCAAAAUAGUAAAGGCUGCAACACAUACAAUGGAAGUUCUACCUCAGCAGAACUCAUUUCAGCAUUUUUACGUUAGUAUUCGGGUUGGAGUCGAGGUGAAAGUCCAGGCAGAGGAGGAAAAUAAUCUCUCUCGCUACUGGAGGAAACAUAUGAUUCACUGAAAACUGCUUUGAAGGCCAUAAAAUACUUUAAUAUGGUAACAUAUGGCAGCUUACAAAAGUAACUCUGUACUGUAUAUGCCCACACUGAGGCAUCAAAAAAAAGAUGCUUUGAAACUCUAGUGCCAUGAUGCACUGAAUGUAUAGGUCCUUUAUUUUAAUAUUUUCUAAUUUAUGCUCAACUGACCGUAUCAGUUUUUUUGCUUGUAAUAACAAUGAUCAUUAAAAUGAACAGGCAUAACAGACAAGAAAAAACGAGAAAUGCACUUGAUGGUACUAAUAGUGUGAGAAAGCUUUUAUUAAUAGUCUUAUAGGGGCAGGGAACUGGGAAGAUUCAGACAGUAUUAACCACUGAGAUGCACUUUACAGACAAGUAGCAUUUGAUCAUGUAAGGUGCUGCGCAUUCUGACAGAUCUGACAAGAACGAAAUUAGUCAUAAUCGUAAAAAACUACAGCCAAGAUAUGUGCGUCUUGAAAUUGCAACCAAACUGUAUUGUACUUUGGUUUGAAAUGCUGUGAAAGGAAAUCUAUAUGGACAUACAAUGAGUAACGUUAUAACCCUGAGAAAUGGACCACUGAUGUCGCUUGACUCACAUCUGUUGUAUGUCCCUUAUUGUGCAUGCAGGAAGUAAAAUGUUUCUUUGUUGAACAUCAUCCGCAUUCAAGAAUCAUUGGCUGCUGGGUUGCCACGGCAACCACGGGGAGGAGGUAAAUCUGAUGCUGACCUGAUGCUUUUGACAUGACCAACUGUUACAUCGCAUUUUACAGUCAAACCUUAUAGUGUUAACAUGGAUUAAAGAAUUAUAACAACAAAGUGAAAUUGGGCUUCUGGUUUGAGAUAAACAAAGAGAAUUCAUAUCCCUUCAUAGAAAUAAACAGUGUAAUUGUUCACAUUGGAACUGGUCCAGCUUUGUCCUACCCACCCUAGUGUGCAAAAGCAUUUUGGCGUAUCUCCCACUAAAGAAAGCAGAGCACCUGGAUUUAUCUGUUUAGAUCAGAAUAUGCAGAUUGCAGUGAAGCCGAAUGGAGAACAUUAAGGCCACAUGUUUAGUACAGAGCUGAGCGCUGCUGAUAGGAUACUGUGUUUUUCUUUCUUUCUCCAUUUUUCUUCUUUAAUCCUUGUGCUUGUGUUCAUAUUGUUUUUGUCUUGUUGAACGAUUCUGACACCUUUGUAAGCUUGAGCUCUAGUUUCUUCACUUUAUGCAUUUUUUCGAAGGGUAGUUUACUCAAACACAUUUGUGCUUAUUUAGUCAUUGCUCUGUGUCCUAAACCCAUAUUUGAAAUUUUUCCUUUGAAAAAUAAACCAGUAUACAGAAA